This is a messenger RNA of Peromyscus eremicus (cactus mouse), 762 nucleotides long. RefSeq lists its product as uncharacterized. The record is from RefSeq and is a predicted model, not a curated record. Bases 16 to 762 code for a protein of 248 amino acids. The transcript has 6 exons. NCBI's taxonomy places the organism in Eukaryota, Metazoa, Chordata, Mammalia, Rodentia, Cricetidae.
GAGCAGGUGCAGGAAAUGAAAAAACUAGAGAAACUCACCAUUCGUCUACAUGAUAUGGAAUGUGAGAGAAAUGAGCUACGUGGAAUCCUGGCCAAUUACACAAACAAGGAUUUGAACAACAGGCUAAAUUUUGAACUCGAGAUGCUUGAAAUGGAACACAAGCAGGUGAUGUCAGCUCUCCAGAAAUUGCCCAUGGAGAUUAGUGAUGCCUUGCACAAGUGCAAGGGGCUGAUUGAGGAGACUGAAUACUUUAGUUACCUCCAUGGCCGGUUCCUACGAGAGUGCAAUCCCCUAAAGAAGACUGUACGUGUGUUGAGGAUCCAGAACACACAGCUGUGGAAAGAGCAGAUUGAACUGCAAAAGACCUGUGAGGAGGUGAAGAAGCUCUUGAAGGAGGCCCAUGAGAAGAUCUGUGACCCCUGUGCUGAGCAGCAGCAGGAGCAGGAAAACCUGGAGGAAAGACUGAAGGACCUGCUGAAGCAGAAGGAGCUGGUCACCCAGCAAAGGGACUUGGCAGAAAAGCUGCAACAUCACUUCAGUGUCUCUGAGAUGAGGUGGGAGCCCAGGCCGGGAGGAGCGGUUAGAACGAUGUCAGAAAAUCUGCACCACAAGCUGGAACAUGUCACAGCCCAGGAUGAGAGCCUCCUGCAGACAGAGCUGCUGCAGCAGGAGCAGGAAGUAUCACAGGCUCCUAAUGCCAUCAAAGACAUUGCAAAUUCCUGGAAUCUUGGCAGCCACAUGGACAUAUCUGGGGCCUGCUGA